Messenger RNA from Bicyclus anynana (squinting bush brown), 1161 nucleotides. RefSeq names its product terpene synthase. Gene Ontology annotation, biological process: isoprenoid biosynthetic process. The record is from RefSeq and is a predicted model, not a curated record. Lineage: Eukaryota; Metazoa; Arthropoda; Insecta; Lepidoptera; Nymphalidae. Gene Ontology annotation, molecular function: prenyltransferase activity. Bases 105 to 1043 code for a protein of 312 amino acids. The transcript has 9 exons.
AAGUACUAUUGCCGACAACUUUAUACCAUUUUGUGCCGAUAACUACGUGUGUGCAUAGGUUAAGAUAAUUAAAACGUACAUAAUUUCAAUAAAUACUUACAUACAUGAGAAACAUGGAAGAAAAUACGAACAGUGAAUUAAAAUUUGAGAAGGAGAUCCUUGCACCAUAUACCUAUCUACUUCAAAUAAAAGGAAAGAAGGUACGAGUGAAGAUAGCUGACGCCUUCAACCACUGGCUGAAGUUGAGCGAUGAAAAGCUUCGCGAGAUUGUUGAUACAGUGGACAUGGUUCAUAUUGCGUCCCUGCUGUUCGACGAUAUUCAAGACAGCACGAAGCUGAGAAGGGGCAUACCGGCAGCACAUCGUGUGUAUGGAAUACCGCUCACACUUAACACAUCGAUGCAUGUGCUGUUCUUGGUGAUGAAGAGACUUGUGGAGUUACACCCUGAGGCAGCAGAUAUAUAUGCGACAGAAUUCCUGGAUGCACUGCGCGGCCAAGGUGCAGAUUUGUAUUGGCGGGAAAACUUCCGGUGUCCCACUGUUCAGGAGUAUAACAAAAUGGCCCAACAGAAAACUGGACGCAUGUUCACACUGGGCUUGCGUCUGUGCCAGCUGUUCAGUGAUUAUAAAGCUGAUUUGUGCCCAUUGGCUCUUCAGCUCGGCCUCUACUUCCAGAUCAGAGAUGACUACUGCAACCUGAAGCAGCAAGAGGCUCUUGAAGAAUGGCCGAGUGAAGAUGACAAACAGGCAGUAACGGAGGACUCCUACUGUGAGGACCUGACAGAGGGCAAGUUUAGUUUGUCGAUCAUACACGCGAUGGGCACGCCAGAGGGAGAAGAGGUCUUGAAUAUUCUGCGACAAAGAACUGAAGACAUCGAGCUGAAGAAGUACUGCGUGGCUCUGUUGGAGAAGUCGGGCAGUCUGGCGUAUGUGCGUAGUGUUCUGGAGGACCUUAACAGAACUACUAGAGCUGAGGUGGCUCGUCUCGGUGGGAAUCCGCAAAUGGAGGCAGUGCUAGACGAGAUGGAGUCUUGGAAAGAUUGAUGCCAAGCGUUAUUUAUUGGGUUAUUGCUCUGAGGUCCGAAGAGUAGGUCUUUACCAGAAGUAUAUAUAUUUUAUAAUGUUUAAUCUUAACACACAAAUAAAAUAUUUAUGAAAUAAC